This is a messenger RNA of Archocentrus centrarchus (flier cichlid), 4148 nucleotides long. It is a transcript of the gene aldh16a1, whose product is annotated as aldehyde dehydrogenase 16 family, member A1. The transcript has 17 exons. Lineage: Eukaryota; Metazoa; Chordata; Actinopteri; Cichliformes; Cichlidae. The record is from RefSeq and is a predicted model, not a curated record. Gene Ontology annotation, molecular function: oxidoreductase activity, acting on the aldehyde or oxo group of donors, NAD or NADP as acceptor. The coding region runs from base 234 to 2633 and encodes 799 amino acids.
GCGGAAGGCAGGAGGAGUGAAUCCUCUCGCUCCGAUCUGUCGCCCUUUCUGCAGUGCGAGCCCACACUCAGCUUGUCCGCGUGAAGGAAGCUGACACGUUACUUACAAAGUUGAAGGGACACUCAGCUUCCCUUCCUGCUAACGGUCUCUCUCCCGGUGCGGUUUAAUAACUCUGAGCUCCAUCAAAGAACGAGCGACGGCGACGUUUGCCUCCACGGUGGUUUCUUCUUAUUAUGGCUGGUAGUGCCACCAAGACAGUGUACGAGAUUUUCCAAAGCAUGGAGUCCGGGCCAUCAGCACCUUCUAGCACUGCUACUGCACAGGCCUGGCUCGAUCAUCACUCCCGUUCUCUGGGUCUCUUCAUUGAUGGCAAGUUUGUUCGUCCAGCAGAUGGACAGAGCUGCUCCCUGGCUGAUUCUAAAGGUAGCACUGUCUGCAGCACAGCAUGCGCUGAAGAGGCCGAUAUUUCCCAGUGUGCCUCCUCUGCUGUUACCGGCUUCAAUUCCUGGAGUGGUCUGACCUGCUACCAGAGGGCCAAAGUGCUGCUCAGGCUGGUGAGUGUUCUCGGGCAGCACGGCCAAUGUCUCUCAGAGCUGUGUGAGCUGUGUGAGGCCUCCUGCUCGACCUCUACCCUGGUCAGGCUGCUGCAGUACUACAGCAGCUGGGCGCAGCUCAGAGACACACUCAUCACCAACUGGACAGCUCUGGGUGUGGUGGCAGUUGUCACCUCUAAUGACUGCUCUCUCUAUUCCCUUAUCCUCAAAGUCCUACCAGCACUGGCUAUGGGCAACUCUGUGGUGGUCGUUCCUGGUCAGAGCACGGCCCCCCCAGUGCUCCUGCUGGCCCAGCUUUUUACAGGAGCAGAACUUCCUGCUGGGGCUCUUAAUGUGUUAACAGGAAAUGACAUGACACUGGGUGCCAAAGUGGCCCAAAACCACAGCAUCAGCUACGUCACUUACAGCGGCAACAAGCAGGAUGGGGUGGCGCUGUGUAAGACCUCAGCAGGGGUGGGAGUCCCCGUGUCAGUCUCACCGUGCAUAGGCGCCACCUGUCCCUUCAUCAUUUUUGAAUCUGCAGAUAUUAACAGCGCUGUGGACGAGGUGAUAGAGGCCGCUUUCAAGAAGAAGAAAGAGGUCUGCUGGGUGCUGUGUGUGCAGGAGAGUGUGGUGGACAGUGUUGUUGCCCAUCUCAGGCUGCGAAUGGCUGGGUUGAAGUGUGUCACCCUGCCCAAUGAUGCAGACAGGAUCCUGGUGGAUGCUGCUGUACAGGAAGCUCAGCAGCUGGGCGCCACGCUGGUUCAGUCCCAUGCUGAUCCCACUUCAGGUGUCCAGUACCCUCCCACUGUGCUCUGUGGGGUGGCCCCCUCCUCACCGUGUGUGGUCAGCCCAUCUCCAGGACCCCUGCUGCCCCUGAUGACCUUCAGAAGCAACACAGAAGCAGUGACUCUUGGGAACCACAGUCCUCAUGGCCAGGCAGCAUCCAUCUGGACUGAGGACCUCACUUUAGCUCUGGAGACAGCCAAGAGUCUGUCGGUCGGCUCAGUGUGGGUGAAUUCCCACUCCAUCUCUGACCCCUGCCUACCCGUCUCUGGUCACAAAGACAGCGGCACCUGCACUGAUGGAGGACAGGAGGGGCUGUACCAGUUUCUGCGUCCUGCCUCUUCUUCCUCUCCUGUCUCUCACUCCUCCCCCGUCUCUAUGGACUACUCACGGUUCGGAACAGAAGCAUCUCCGGUUAUCAUUCCUGAUGAUUCGGACCCUGCCAGAGCCCCGCAGUCCUACCUGCAGUUUGUUGCUGGUAAAGCGUGUAAAUCAGUGUCUGGCUGCAGUGUGGCUGUGCGGUCACCAGGUGGCGGUGGUGUGUUAGCCUACUGUCCAGAUGGAGGCCGGAAGGACGUCCGUAAUGCUGUGGAGGCUGCUAUCAAAGUCCAGCCAGGCUGGAUGAAAAAGAGCCCCUCUGCACGCGCUCAGUCACUGCACUCUCUGGCCAAGGGCCUCGAGGCAAAGAGGCGGGACUUAGCAGCAUCAAUCAGCAGCCAGACCGGCCUGUCGGUGGAUGAGGCUGAGAAGGAGGUGGAGCUCAGCAUCACCAGGCUCGGUGUUUGGGCAGCUUACUGUGACAAAGUCCAGGGAGGAUCUCUGCCCAUGCCAAAGUCUGGUUCUGCUCUCUCCAUCCCUGAAGCCCUGGGAGUCAUGGGGGUCAUCCUACCUGACAAAAAUCCCCUCCUCUCCAUGGUAACUGUGCUUGGGGCAACUAUCGCCACUGGCAAUGCUGUUAUUAUGGUCCCUAGUCAAAAGUAUCCACUGCCAGCCUUGGCAUUCAUUAAGGUGCUCGAGUCCUCAGACCUGCCAGCAGGCUUGGUAAAUGUCAUUACAGGAAGUCAAGACCAGCUGACUGUGGCUCUGGCUACUCACAGUGUCAUCAAGGCCAUCUGGUACUGGGGCAGUGCUGAGGGCUGUCAGUACCUCCAGUACACCUGCACUAGUCCACUGAAAACCCUGCGCCUGUUCUCCCAAAAGGGCAAGGAAGGGAAAGAUGGAGGGAUGGACUGGACUCAGUGCCAUCCGUCUCUCCUGGAGGAAAUGUGGAGAAAUGCUGUGCAGUGGAAGAGCAUUUGGAUUCCUACAGCAUAAGACCGGAACGGCAGGAAGAAGGAAACAAGUUACAGCUCUGAUAUCAGCCUGGAGCAUUUGACUGCAACCUGAAAAAUCUGACAUUAACUGCAGCUACAGUCAGUCAUCACAGGUCAGACAGCAUGGAUCCAACAGUGGAGAGGGAGGAGUGUUUUAAGAGCGCGUGAGCAAAAUGAGAAAACAAAAGAUUACAUAAUUUAAAUUUUGAGAUUAUGUUCAGAAUGGGUGAGACUCAGUCUGGGUGGAACACUUAAAGCACUUAAUACACAGACAAGGAAUUCAAUGAAGGUCUCAUGUUAACAGUGUUGCUAAUAUUUAAGUUGAUUUUGUUGUAUUUAACCUCUAAAAAUUCUACUAAAAUGGAAAAGUGUGGUGAUGGGUGGUCAUUACACACUUCACUGUGAUAAAAUAUGAAAUAUAAACGGCUCAGUUCAGAAACAGUCAUAAUAGGGGGCGCUCACGAGGUCGUCCUCUGUGAUUAGGAAUGAAUGCAGUUAAAAAAACAGAAUAAUUUUACAGUAUCAAAAAAAUGUCUCAAGUGAAAUAAAGCCUUUAGUUUCUCUUAGAGAAAAACUGCUUUUGACAAUAAAAAGCUCUCGUUCAGCUAAUCUGUGCUGAUUGGUCCCUUAGAAAUUCAUGAAAGGAAAGCAGAAUGCGCCUUUAAUGGCACCUGUUUCCGAACAGCAACUAAAGCAGACAUUAGAAGUGCAGUUGAACCACAACAGAAAUGUGCUUGUGUGUAUAAGAAGCAGCUGGUUUAAGGAGACUGCUAUCAGAGGGGUGUACUAUGAAGGAAAUUCAAUACAGCCAGGAUUUCUUUGUGUUAGCUGGCUUGACAAACCCUAAAGCCCCAGAAGGAGAUAACGGCUACCAUCAGCUUUCUGUUAAUAGCUGCAAAUCCAGCAGUGUAAAAGAGACUUGAUAGCAGAUUAGAAUGAAGCAUAAAAACAUUUUCUGCAUUACUAACUUUAAUAUAUUCCAAUGCACAGCCUGAGUGCGAUUUAACUGGACCGAUAUCACAUGUUGUUCUCGUUGUUCUUUCAUUGAAAUGUCUCAGCUGAAUUUUUCACUUUGCAACUUGAAACCACAGAAGCCUUACAGAUCCUUCAGUGAUGAAAGCAAAAAAUAUCCUGUGUAUCGAUCCAGCUACACAGAGUUCCUGUGCCGUGUGUGUGUUUUGCUGCACAAUAAUACUGUAACUUGUAGCCAUGGAAGAGUGCCAAAACAUUCCUAGUGAAAUUUCAUUUGUUUCCAAGUUCACAUUGUGAAAUAAAACAAGUUUUCAAAUGUGUGUCUUUUCAGAGACUGACAUCUUCUUACUAUAAUGAUCGCAGUAUAUGUAUGUCUAUAUGUCUGUAUGUACUGUCUCCUCCUCUUCCAUUUGUGGAUGUUUCAUGUAACUUAAUGGUCACUAAGAUUUGUAUCUGUGACUGCUAAAAACAGAAUGGAGAAUUUAAAAGAAAGAUUGAAUUUCCAUUGAAAUGGUCAAUAUUACAGCUACUAUUAAAAGAAAAA